GUGGGAAACCCCAGGCCAUAAUGCAGCGCCGGAACGACCCGGAGAUGGAGGCGACGGUCGCCGAGCUCGCGGACGAGGUCCUCGGCCUCACGGGCGUGAGCGCGCCAGCCGCGAGGAAGGAGCUCUUCAACCGCGUCGGGACCUUCUUCUUCAAGCUCAAGGCCGAAGGCAAGGGCCACUGGUGGUGCCAUGGCCGGCUUCCGGAGCUCAGCGCCUUCAUGCUGCAGCUUGUGGACAAGCGCGCGGCCGGCAACCACAUCGACACGUGGAUCCGCGAGAGCUAUAGCCAGCUGCAGCAGUGCACCGACUGCAUUGACGGGUACCAUGCGAUGCUUCUAACGCUGCAAGCCGAGCUUGCAUCUUUGUACACGGAAGAGUCCAUGAAGCUCUUCCUCCGCCUCCUCGUGGAAGCCGACGUCGAGCGGCUCAAGCUCAUCUGGAGCUCGAAUUCGUUCGUCAAGAAGCAGCGCGGACAGGAGCUCACGAUGGGACUCUACGAGCUCUUCAUGCACCCGCGCCUCCUCCGCGAUUUUCGGUUCCUCAAGCCCAUGCACAAGUGGAUCGCAGAGAAGCCCGAUGAAGCCCUCGAGCUCUGCGACUGGCACAAGCUCAAGCAGUGCCCGGGGCUGUACAUGCUGCUCAUGUGCCCCGACUCGGUGCUGCGGGCGUGGAGUGCGACCGUCCUCUCCAAGCUUGGUCAUAUCGAGCUGCAAUCAACGUCUCCGCUCGUCUCGGUCGUCGAAGAAUGGAUGUAUCUCCUCGAGAACCAGCAGUACAAUGUGUCCAUGCUCGAGUUGGACCUCGCAUCCACGUACGAUCUCGCCGCGUUUAUGGACAGCACGCAGUGCACACGGACCCCGACGCCGCAAGUGCUCUGGGCUGCGUUUGACGCGCUCUUCCAGACGCUGGAAGAGAACAUGCUCGCCGAGCUCUUGCGGCGCUUUGACAACUUGCCGGACCUAGUCUUUACCUUUCUUCAGGAGGCCAACCCCGUCAACCCGAAAUCGCCACCGCCCGUCGUCCUUGUCGUCGCACGCUGCUAUGGAGUUCUCAUGAAGAGCCUCCGUUAUCGGCUCUGGGAACACACGUCGUAUGACGCUGCGACUGUCUGGGACAUGCUGCACGCCCAGUGCAAAACUACUUCCUGGCGCGAGUUUGUUGUGAAAGCGCUCCUCGAGCUCUGCGACCCGCUGCUUACAUCGUUGCGGCCGCCAAACCAAGAUAGCGCGUCCGAGGCCGUGCGGUUGUACUUUGAAGUGCGUCGGCAACUGCUCUCGUUCUUGCUGCACGACGCACCACAUCUGUACGCAGACCAGUCGGUCUUGCGCACGACCGUCACGCGCGUUCUCUGUGACGUGCUGCAAGCGUCGUUUGACACAACACGGUCGUCACUCGUGCGCCCGCUGCCAGGCGCCAAACCCGCCGACGUUGGCGCGCUCCCCGAGACCGAGACGCUCGACAUUGUCACGCUGAGUCAUCGCUUUUGGUGGCCUCUCACGCUCCAUGACUCGCCCAUGGACGAGCGCAACGCGUCGUGCUUCACCUCGGAUUGGAUGGACGUUCUCUUGGUGACGCUCCAGACGUCGAAUGUCAUGGGACUCGUAGAUGCCGCCGCGACGACCGUCGCGCUCGUCUUGCGCAAGCAGCUCUACCUCAUGCGCGACACGUGGAUGAUGCACCCAAGCCGCCUCGGCGACAUUGCGUGGGUCUCGGACCUCUUCACCGCACUCUGCUCAUGGACCGACGUUGAGAAGAUUCCGCUCCUCGUCCACGCGGUGCUGUUUGAGACGGUCGGUGUCGCCGCGCAGCUCGCGUGCCGUCCGCCAACCGAUGCACCGGCCGCGAUCGAAGGCCUCGAGAUGGUUCAGGACGUACUGUGUCCGUACGUCGAGCGCAUGACGAUCGAGACGACCGAGCGGGGGCUUGGCAACAUCUUUCGCACACCGAUCGUGGCGCAGCACAUGACGCUCUGCCUCAUCACGUCCCACCCGCGCUUACGCCCGUGCAUCAAACGGCUCAUCAUGCACGGCGGCGGCGUCGCCAACAAGACGUACACGUCGUUCACCGAGCCGUACCAGAACCUCGUGUCGAGCUACAUGCCGUCGUUCCUACGUGGCGUGGCCACGACGCUCAUGUAUCUCCGCGUGCACGGGCUCCAGCCGACGUGCGUCAAGGAGCUGCUCUUGCACUGGACGCACACGUUCGAGUCGCUGCCCGACGUGCUCUACAACUGCAUCGUCAAAGAGGCGGCCAAAGCCAAAGCAUCGUCAUCCAGUAGUAUCCAAAAGCCAUCGGCGACGUCGGCGAUGGAUCUGACGCGGUUCCCACUGCUCAUGCACCUCUUCCUUAUGAACGCGCUCGAGAAGCUCUCGCCGAGCGACAAUGAAGCGUACGGCGUCCGCGUUCUCCGCUUUGCGCGCUACAUGUGGCGUCUCUGGUUUGUCUUCCACGGCGACCGCCACGAGUGUCUCGACUACCCCGCCAACCGCAUUAUUUUGCCGCUCUUGCAGCUCGCGCACCACCCAAACCCGACGCUGCAGCGCCGCGUCGUCGAUCUCUGCGGCUACAUUACGCAAGAGCUCGGGUCAUCGGACUUUGUCUUUGAUGCAAAACUCGACACGGAGAUCACCGCCGUCUUGACGAGCUGGUCGUUUGAGGACGGGGACGCGGCGGGGCUAUCGGCGCUGCGGCUGGGCCUCGAGACGCUUUUGCAGCUCAAGCGGUCGGUGCGCCUAGCCCGCGAGCGCGAAGCGAUUGUCAUCGACUCGGACGACGAUGACGAUGACGGUGUCGAGAUCAUCGAAGAAGAGGAUUUAGACGAGGUGGGCGACGACGACGUCGUGCCGUGGUACUCGAAGGAAGCCCGUCGCCAGCGCGCCAAGGCCAAGAAAACGUCGUCGUCCCUUGGGAAAGCCAAGCUCACAAAACCCGGUAUCGGGCCGUCCCCGUUCAAGACGCUUGUGCCAUUCGCGCGACUUCCAAAGAAGUCAAUGACGACGACGUUCGACCGCGCGUCGGCGGCGGUGCCCCGGCCGACCGACAGUUUUUACGACGAUGUCGACUACGAAGCCAUUCGGAAGCGCCGGGAGCAACAAGCGUCCAAGGAAGGGCCGACAUCUGCGAGCACCAAGUCUGCCAAAAGCCGCACUGUCUCGGUGCUCGGGUACCAGCCGGCGUUUGGCGGCGGCGCGUCGUCCUCGACAGUACCACCUUCGUCGUCGGCUCCGUCGCCGCACAAAGAAGCUGUCAAGCCACCGAAAGACGCGCUGCCCGCGCCCGUGCUCAAGAUGAUUGGGACGAUCCGGCACAUUCGCAGCAUGCGCAAGCCACUGCACCCGUCGUCGCUGUACCCGUUCUACCGCCAGAUCCUCUUGGCGUCGCAGGUCGACCCGCGCUUCAAGACUUCGAGUAGCGCCGACCUCGCCAAGCCGUCGAUUUCGUUUCUGUCGUCGAUCGAGUAUGGCCACGCCUUCUUACCCCUAUUGUUGGAAGAAGUCCAGUGCGACAUUGCUCAAGGUUUUGGCGGGAAUGGCCCGACCAUUGGUCUCCGGCUCGAGGCCGAGACGAUGAAGGAAAACCUCCGUGUCGUCACUUUUGCCUAUUUGCAGCGGCCUAUGAAGCGCAGCAUUCGCAAGAAUGACGUGGUGCGCGUCACGUCAACGCUGAACGCCGAGAUUGCGUGCACGGGUGUCUACGUGCCCGAAGACGACGACAAGUUUUCGAAAAAAAAGGGCAACGACGACAAGGUGCGCGUGCUUUUGCUGACGGCCAGCGACAAGGAGAUGCCCGUCGUGCUCCUCGACACGCUCAUUGGCGGGUCGGAAUGGAACGUGCGGGUCGUCGGCAACCUCACAACGAGUGCGCGCGAGUACUUGGCGCUCAUGGCCAUCGACUUUAUUCCGCUGCAUUUGCGGUCCGUUGUGCUCCAGCCGCACAAGUACAAGAGCACGCAGAGCACUGUUCUCGGCUUGAUCUCAGACAUUGACACGGUGCGGGACGCACCGAGUACCGAGGCCGAUAAGACGCUAAUGGCCCACCUUGGCAUUCUGGAAGACUUGCCCAUGAAGCUCGAGGACCUUCGCGUGACCAACAUUGGCGUUAUCGUGCGCAAGCUGCGCAAGUACAAGGGCGGCAACGACGUUGUGCAGCGGGCAGCAGCGCUCAUCACCAAGUGGCAAAAGCUGCUCGAUACCAAGGACGAGCUCUCGAAGACGCCCCUUUUCUUGCCACCGCCCGUGUGGGACCAGCUGCAAACGACGUACAAUGCAUCCCAGCUCCAGUCGGUGCACUCGAUUCUCAACAACUACUCGACGGGCGUGAGCUUGCUCCAGGGACCGCCAGGGACAGGCAAGACCAAGACCAUCAUGGGCAUCAUCAGCGGUCUUCUCGCGGUCUCGCUGCCAACGCCAUCGGCCGUCACAGCUCCACGCAAGGCGAUGGUGGUCAAGCCCGCACUUGUCGAUUUUUCCGGUGCGUCGACAACGUCGUCACUACCGGGGGCGGUCAAGGCCACGAGCAUCCAGCAGAUCAAAAACAAGGGCAUGUCGCGGCAGCGCCUCGAAGGCGCUAUGGCCGGCCGGCCGAUGUUCAAGCCGCGCCCGGCGUCGGGGCCGCGCACCGUCUCGGUACUCCCGAUCGCCAACAAGGGACCCGAGACGAACCACAUUCUCAUUUGCGCUCCGUCCAACGGCGCCGUGGACGAGCUCAUUUUGCGGCUUCGAACCGACGGGCUAGUCGGGCCUGACGGCAAGCCGAUGCUUGUCUCGACGCCCAAGGUGCACUCUGUCUCGGGCGACGACGCCAACACAAUCUCGCUGCUUCGCCUGGGGUCGGCGACCGAAGACGCGCCCUUGAUCGUCAAGCAGAGCUGCCUCAACGACGUGGUCCGUGUCCAGGUCGAGACGCACCCCAAGUACCAAGCGUUUCAAGCGCUCACGCGGCGGCACACCGAGCUACGCGAUGCGAUCAAGCUCUUCCAUACGCAGGCCAAAAGCGGCGAGACACCGACGGCCUCCAAGAAGGACAUGACGGCGUGGCACCGCGAGCUCUCGGAGAUCACGGGCAAGAAGCGCCGCCUCCAGGAAGAAGUCCAGAUGCUCGAACGCACGACGGCGAAUGCGCUCCUUGCCAAAGCCAACAUCAUUGCGUGCACGCUCUCGAAAUGCGGCAGUGGCGACCUCGACGACGUGCCGCGCGGGUUUGAUGCCGUCAUCAUUGACGAGGCAGCGCAAGCCGUCGAAACCAGCACCUUGAUUCCACUCCGGGAGCGUGUCGCCCGCGUCAUCUUUGUGGGCGACCCCAAGCAGCUACCGGCCACCGUCAAGAGCGUCGAGGCCCAAGACGCGCUCUUCAAUCGAUCGAUGUUUGAGCGCCUUGCGGACGGCGGAGUGCCCCGGGCCAUUCUGCGCGUGCAAUACCGCAUGCACCCGUUCCUGCGCGAGUUCCCGUCCAAAGCCUUUUACAAUGGUAUCCUCUCGGACGGCCCCGUCAUUGCGACGCGGCUCCAUACGCUCGGCAUGCAAGUGUACAAGCACCCGUGCUAUCAGCCGUUUGUGCUCUACGACAUUGAGAGCGCCGAGCGCGACGGACCCGGGGGGUCGAAAUGCAACAGCACCGAAGCGGCGUUUGGGGUCGCUAUGGUCGAGCACCUCAAGGCAACGGUCGAGCUCGUCAAGACCAAGGAGUGGUCGAUCGGCUUUGUGACACCGUACAAGGAGCAGGUCAUGACGCUGCGCCACCUCGUGAGCGGGAAGGGCUGGAGCGACGUCGAAGUCAACACGGUCGACGGUUUCCAGGGUCGCGAGAAGGAUAUCAUCAUCAUGUCGUGCGUACGCACGCGUGCUGUGGGGUUCCUCAAGGACGUUCGUCGUCUCAACGUUGCGCUCACCCGUGCGCGCUACUGCUGCUUUGUCCUCGGUCACGCGCGCACGCUGUGCAAGGACCCGACGUGGAAGCAGCUCGUUUCAAACGCCUACGACCGCAAAAUGUACAUCAAGGCAGCCAAGAAGCCGUUCGAGCAGAUCUGGGCCGAGUCCGAGGCCGAUGUUGCGCUCAAGGAGCAAUACGAGAAGAUGCACGCGCCGAUUCUGGCCAAGUCCAAGGACGAGUCGUCCAAGCAGACCAAGCGCAAGCGCGUCAAGGGCCCGGACGACCGCGAGCCGACCAAGAAGCGCGACGACGAGGCGUCCGAGAACACGCUGCCCGCCCAAGAGGUGGUCGUGGACGUCGCAUAGUCCACGCAUGUAUGGGAUCGUAUAACAAAAGCAUCGCGUACCCUACUAGGCCUUGACGACGAGCGACCCGAGGACGCCAAUGACAAUAAAAAUGGUCGUGCCAAAGCCGA
Molecule: messenger RNA, 6343 nt
Organism: Saprolegnia diclina VS20
Lineage: Eukaryota; Oomycota; Saprolegniomycetes; Saprolegniales; Saprolegniaceae
Exons: 21
Coding region: 21-6233 (2070 amino acids)
Biological process (GO): termination of RNA polymerase II transcription
Cellular component (GO): nuclear body
Molecular function (GO): transcription termination site sequence-specific DNA binding; helicase activity
Source: RefSeq, a predicted model, not a curated record